Molecule: messenger RNA, 1746 nt
Organism: Symbiodinium sp. CCMP2592
Lineage: Eukaryota; Dinophyceae; Suessiales; Symbiodiniaceae
Source: the annotation of a GenBank genome assembly
AUGGCAUUGGCUUUGUUUCGUGGCAUGCCUAAGGCAUCAAUCAACCCCAAAGUGGUAAGCUAUAACGCUACCAUCAGCUCCUGUGAGAAAGGCUCGCAGUGGCAAGUGGCGCUGCAGCUUUUCGAGGAGAUACCACAUGUGAAGCUUGGACCUGAUGUGAUUAGCUACAACGCUACCAUCAGCUCUUGUCAGAAAGAUGGGCAGUGGCUCCCUGCACUACAGCUGUUCAAAUCUAUGGCAGACGUUGUGGUUAUAGCGGAUGCUAUUACAUAUAAUGCCACGAUUAGCUCCUGUGGGAAGUCCGGGCAGUGGCAGUUGGCCAUAAGCCUGCUUCAGGAUAUGCCGAAAGCCAAGAUUGCAGCCGACAUCAUUGGCUACACUGCCGCCAUCAACAGUUGCGAGAGGGGGAGGCAAUGGCAAUGGGCGCUACGCUUGUCUACGGCCAUUCGUGAAGCAAAGCUCCCUGCCGAUGCUAUGAGCAGCAAUGCUACCAUUAGCUCUGUGGGCAAAGCUGGGCAGUGGGAGUUAGCAGUACACCUGCUCAGCGCGAUGCCGAAGUGGAGACUGCAUGCAACGGUCAUCAGCUACAAUGCCGUCAUCAGCUCCUGUGAGAAAGGCCAGCAAUGGCCUUGGGCUGUGCAUUUUCUCUAUAGCAUGUCGGAGGGUGAAGUAGGUCCUGAUGUUAUCAGCUAUAAUGCCACUAUCAGCACUUGCGCGAAGAGCGCGCGGUGGCAGCUGGCUAUAUACCUGUUAGAUGUGAUGCCUGAAGCGGAACUGAAACCGAAUGUCAUCAGUUGGAACGGUGCAAUAAGCUCCUGUGAGAAAGGUCGGCAGUGGCAGCUGGCAGUGCGACUUUUCAGAGCGAUGCCGAAGACCAAGCUCUUGCCGAAUGUCAUCAGCUACAAUGCCACCAUCAGUUCUUGCGAGAAAGGCGCUCAGUGGCAGUUGGCUCUGGGUUUGCUGCACACCAUGCCUGACGAAAGCCUUCCGGCUGACGUCAUAAGCUACAGUGCUGCCAUCAGCUCCUGUGAGAAAGACGAGCAAUGGCAAUGGGCGCUGCACUUGUUCACCACUAUGGACAGAGCGACGCUUGACCCAGAGCUUAUCAGCUACAAUGCUGUCAUCAGUUCCUGUGAGAACGGCCGUAAGUGGCAGCUCGCGGCGCACCUAUUUGCUCGAAUGCCCCACGCCAAGGUCGGCAGAGAUAUCAUUAGCUACAAUGCCACCAUCAGUGCUUCUGCACGAGGGAGCCAGUGGCAACUAGCUACAUACCUCUACAAUGAGCUGCACCAAGACAUGCUUCAUGCUGAUGCUGUCAGCUACAAUGCUACCACGAGCGCCUGUGUUCAAGCGGCGAAGUGGCAGCUCAUGGCUCAAAUGUUGGGUGCCAUGAAGCAACGCGCAGUCGCUCCUCAUGUCAUCAGCUACGAUGCGGUGCUCAGCGCUUGCGAGAAGAGUGGACACUGUGGGGUCAACUUGCAGGUUGUCAAGUCCGUUCACGUACAAACUGUCGUGGCUGAUGUGUUCCUGGACGCUGCAGUACUGGAAUCUGUGUACAGCAAGUUGCAAGGCUACGGCAUAGCGACGCAGGUGCGAGACUUUAGAGUAUCUGGAGGCUUUCAUGCGAUGGGUUUCACAUCGCCUGUCGUGCGGAGCUGGCUUGCAGCAACGUUGCCCCCGCCGCCACGCAAUGCAAAGGCGCAUUGCUGUGGCAGCAGUAGAAUUGGUCCGGAGACGUGCAAUUAA